Molecule: messenger RNA, 1191 nt
Organism: Pleurotus ostreatus (oyster mushroom)
Lineage: Eukaryota; Fungi; Basidiomycota; Agaricomycetes; Agaricales; Pleurotaceae
Exons: 7
Coding region: 1-1191 (396 amino acids)
Source: RefSeq, a predicted model, not a curated record
AUGGCCGCCCUUUUCGCGAGCUUUGUAGCUUUCGUGACCUUCGAAGUCGCUGCAGCCAGUAACUUCAGCCCAUCCUUGCCCCCUCAAUCAGUAUUUAUAGAUACUCGUUCAUUCACGGUGAUAGGGAAGAACGGGACAUUCCGCUCUUCGACGUUCGAGACCACAUUUAACCCCACUUCUACGGCGCCACCUUUCUUCCAAAUAUUUGACAAGGGAUUCAUCAAGGUGUUGGGCUCUUCGCCGUCUUUCUCUGAAAUCGCAUCGACUCCCGGGUUCAACUUCGCCCACGAAGCUCCGAUAUACGUACCUGAGACUGACGAGCUCUUCUUCGCGAGCAAGGAUGGUCAUAUAGGCGAAGGGGGAAACAAUCGCGUGAGCAAGAUCAGUAUGGCAGAAGUAGAGGCUGCCUUGAAAAAGAACAGCACCGGUGCCUUCAACGUUACGGUGACUCCCCUCGAGUUAUCGGACACCAUCCAAAUGACGAACGGAGGAACUGGACCUUUCCGAUCUCAGCUGUUACUAGCCAAUUCAGGCCGGGGACCACUCCCGCCAUCCAUCGCACUCGUGAAUCCUAAGCCACCAUACAACUCGACCAUACUGCUGGACAAUUUCUUUGGCCGCCAGUUCAACUCACUGAACGACGUCAAAGUCCAUCCAAGCGGAAAGAUAUUCUUCACCGACGUGAACUAUGGUUUCUUAGGCGGGUUCCGCCCCACAUCUUUGAUGCCUAAUCAAGUGUACCGCUUCGACCCAAAUACCGGAGUGGUCCGCGUCGUGGCUGAUGGCUUCGACAAGUGCAACGGACUUGCCUUCUCCCGCGACGGGAAAACGGCCUUUAUUUCUGAUAGCGGUGCAAUUGGCGGUGAUGCUACGCAGAUGCAACCCACGACUUUGUACGCGUUUGACGUCGACUCCACUACACACGCCUUCAAGAACCGCCGCGUCUUCGCCUACGUUGAUGCCGGAAUCCCCGAUGGUAUCCAGCUAGACACCAACGGCAACGUAUACUCUGGUGCUGGCGAUGGGGUGCAUACAUGGGACUCCGAGGGAACACUUCUCGGGAAAUUCUUCCUGGGCAGCACGGCUCCGAACAUGGUGUUUGCUGGGAAGGGGCGGCUCGUUAUUUUGGCAGAAACCAAGAUAUACAUGGCCAAGAUUGCAGCUAAAGGAUUCGACCUGGGAGGAAGGUAG